Messenger RNA from Striga asiatica, 6434 nucleotides. NCBI's taxonomy places the organism in Eukaryota, Viridiplantae, Streptophyta, Magnoliopsida, Lamiales, Orobanchaceae. The record is from the annotation of a GenBank genome assembly.
CUUUAAUUCAUAGAAAUUAAACCAAUAGUAGUACAUAUAGGCAGAGUAUAGCAUAUGGGCCGGUGCCCCUUCCAUGAAUUGGGCCCUGGGCCAGGACCGGCCCUGCAUAUAGGACCCGCUCAAAAUCCCCGUUUCGCGCCUAAUUUCUCUCUCCUCUCAGUGGCAGCAGGCAGCGAGUUUCCAUUCCGAACCCUAACCCUAGUCCAUCCACUCCUCACCCCCGGAAGCCGCGCCUCCUCGCCCCUCACGUUCGCCGUACGUCCUCGGCUCCUCGCCGGUCUUCGUCGCCCUCCCUGAUCCGUUCUCGCUGCCGUGCUCCGGACUCACAGAAUCUCUGGUGAUGGUGGGAGCUACGCUGGCCAGGUCGGUGUAUGUGUAUGAGAUUCGUGAGACGUUUUUCUCCUAUCUCGGGGAAAAUCAGCACGCGAAGUUGUCAUCGACUCCGGUGAUCCCCAUCGAUGAUCCCAAGGUGCCCCUGAUACAUACAUGCCUGAAUCGGUUCAAGGGGGCCCUUAAUGGCACAGGGAGGCAUCGCACCUGCUUUUCUUUGAGAUGCAUUAUCACCAGCUCCGAUGAUGAUGUGAUCGAACACUUCAGAAGCGACACCACUUACCAUCGAUUUACAGAAAUCCUCGGGAGUUGGUCUUGUGGGGACUACUUGAAGGCGGAAGCUAUUGGGUUGUUACUCAGUCUUCUCAGCAUGAAAUAUCGAUUACCAGAAUCUAGAAUAUAUGCCACAUACUUCGGUGGUGGUACAUCUUCUGGUUUGAGUCCAGACAAUGAAUCAAAAACUGCAUUGCAGAAAUGCAUUGGGGAAGAAAGAAUCCUACCUUCUAUGUCUAAGAUUUUUGGAUGAGCGGUGAAACUGGUCCCUGUGGGCCAUCUGUUGGAAUUUUCAAUGAUGGUUCAAAUGGUCAAGGUGGUGUUAAUGGCAAACUUAUUGAGAUAUCCCGACUUGUAUUUGUUGAGUUCAAUAGGCAAGCAGAUGGCGUAUUGAGUCCUUUGCAAGCCAAACAUAUCUUAACAGGGAUUAAUCUUCAAUGUUUGGCUGCCAUCCUUCAAAAGAAAGGAAGCCACUAUGAAGUAGAUGACUAUGCUGACAUAAUUCAGUGCAUCUAUGAAAGAACUGGUGAAGGAAUCGAGAACUAUUCUGGUAAAGUUGGUGAUGCUGAUACUGAUGGGGUUGAUACAGCUUACCGCCUGCUUGCAGAUCACAUGAGAAUGAUUGCUGUUACUAAUGCUCCUGGUUCUCAGCUUGGGCUUGGACAUGAAGGUCGUGUGUUUUUCCUAAAGUGUGCCGACAAGCUGGCUGUGCAAUAUGGCCUCAAAGUACUUAAGAUACAUGAGAAAGAUGACUAUGAAGUCCACUGUUGCUGCUGGUGAAUUGCUUUCCCUUGGCCUUUUGUUGUUGAGAGGGGGCACAAACUUCUCGCUAUGCCUAAUCUUCAGCCAACAAUGAAGGAAAGGAAACCCCUUCUUUCCAUCUGCAUAUGCAUUUUGAGCUUCUAGCAACUGAAACCAAAGAUGCAGCAGCAGCUUUUAGCAACAUUUUUGAGCUUCUAGUAACUGAAAUCGAAGAUGCAGCACCUAAUAAUAUCAAAGAUGCAGCAGCUUGUACCAACAAUGAUGCAGCACCUAAUAAAAUUCUUGGCACUCCACUAGGAUGAAGAUGCUCAACCUCGUCAUAUAAGCCUUGAAACUUCUGGCACUCUUUGUGAAUUGUUGCCCCCCUAUGCUCAAGAGAACUUGGAUUCCUGUCAGAUGUAAAUUUUCUGUUGGCAUGAAAGUUCUCAGAAUUCACUUCCAAUAGGCCUUGCCAGGUUGCCCAUUUCAGGUGAUAGGAUCCAAACUUAUGUUCUCCCAUGGUUCACGUAAUUGGAUGUCUUCAUCCAGAGAGUAGUUGGCAGCACAUCGCCUUCCUCUUUGGUGCACUAGGUUGACUAGGUAAAAUUCCAUUGUCAUGAAUCUCAAUUUCGUCGGACAUCAACCGUGACCACCUCCCUGUGUGCUCGAAACAACCAGGAAGCAGCGGCCUCAAUGUUACCUUCGACAGGAGAGUUGCAGUGACCGAAGGUCGCGAUUCACAAGGGAUUCACAGGGGUUGGUGGUCCAGAUGAAACUGCCGUUUUGGGCCUGUCCAAGAGCCUACAGGAAUGAGGACCGUGACCACGCACCUCCCUGUGUGCUUGAAAGGACCAGGAAGCAGCGACCUCAAUGUUACCUUCGACGGGAGAGUCGCCGGGGCCGGAGGUUGCGUCUCGCAGGGGAUUUGCAGGGGUCAGUGGUCCAGACGAAACUGCCGUUUCGGGCCUGGCCAAGAGGCUUCAGGAAUGGGGUGGGGUCUAGAGGGGGAAUUUGGGUGCCCAGCCAAAUUUCGGGGCCCUGCUGGAGCUGCGUUUUUGGCCUGGGCACCCAUAUUUAGCUAGGGGCUCUGAGUACGGGGCUAGGGGCCCUGUUGUAGUUGCUCUUAUGUGGUAUGACAGUAUGGCUUAUUUGAUGUAUCGUAGCAACUCUCAAAGCAUUCAGUUAGGUCACCUGCAAGUCUGCAUGAUUUGGGAGUCGUCGUCAACAAAUUUUGUAUUUUUUGCUCCUUGCUGUAUUGAGUUUCCGCUUUGUCUUUCCUCCAGAAGUAUCUUGCCAAGAACGGCUUGAGACUACAUAUGCUUGUGUUGUUUUUACAAGUCUGCUCGAUUCUGAUUUAUGUCCUGAGCGUGAAGGGUACAGAAAAAAAGAUCAAAUAGAAGAAGAUGAAGUGGUGAUUUACCUAAACACUAUAGCGGAGUUGCGGGAUCAGAAUUUGCCAUUUGACAUGGUAGAGAAGAAAAAAAAGAAGAAAGAUGCCACUUCUGUUGUGUGGUAUGCAACAAGAUGCAUUGAAUUUCUUGGUCGGCGCACACUCGUUGUCCUCAAGAAUAAGAAUACACACUGCUCUCUAGUAGCACUAUGUAACGUUCUCCUUCUUGGAGAGAAGAUAACUCUCAAUUUAGAUAUCAAUAAGGUGUCUGAGGGCCACCUCAUCUAUCUUGUCCAGAGUUAUCUUUUGUAUGGGAAUACACAAAUGCAGUUGGAACAGAACUUGGAACUAUCAGAGUUCAAUAAACAAGUUCUUGGUGUAUUGCCGAAGCUUCCGGGCAGUUUAUACUUUGAUGUGAAAUUCGCUAGCUCUUGUGGUUUUGAGCAGACCUUAGAAACCGCACUUUUUGGUUUUCUCGGUGUCCCUCUACACCAUGGCUGGACGGUUGAUCGCCAGGAUGUUGAGUUGGGCUCCUCCAUACACAGAAGCUCCUACAUCAGACUUUCGGUAGCUCUUGCUGUUUAUGAAUCACUUCUAUCCGGGCCUCAAAAGCAUGAUGUUGGGUGUGAAGACGACAUGUUCUAUUCUGCGCUUGCAUUCUCUUCAACCGAACCAGAAGAACUUACCAGUUGUGCAAGGAUCUCAACCUUUUUGAGGGGCCCUCAGCUAACCCCUUAUGGAUUCUCUUCAUUAAAAAAUGACCUUAAAGAGAGACAACCCUCUCUCCUACUUUGGAAUGAAACAUUACUUACAAUAUCUAAGAGUGAGCAAAAGGAAAAUGAUGUUGGAUAUUUUGUUGAUUACUGGUAAGAUCAGAAUGUUGAAGUGUUAUUACAAGUUCUUGCUCUAUUUGAUUUUUAGGUAUGUUUUGCUAACUCAAUGAAAUCAUGCAUUUGAUUUAGCCACUAACGAAAAAUGAAAGAAAGAAGAAAAGGAAAAAAGCGAAGAUGGGUCUUAAGGGGCCCUUAGUACCCAAGGAGAAAGAGGAGGAUAGGAACGAAGACGGAAAGGAGGAUAAGAACAAAGACAGAGACGACGAGAAGAAUGAGGAGAAAGACGAUGAGAAGACUGAGGAGAAAGAUGAUGAUAAGGCCAAGGAGAAAGAUGAUGGGGAGGUCGAGGAGAAAGAUGAGAAUAUACAGGAGAAAGCAAUUAUAUCUGGCAACCGUGGCAACUUGAAAAUGAGGCCUAUUGAUUUUUUCGGACGAUCUACCCAUAUUAUCCACCAAAAACAUGAUGGCCCCUGCGCCCUUAUUGCAAUAUGCAAUGUGCUACUACUCAAGGGGGACAUCUUUUUUGGAGCAUGUGAAACUGUGGUUUCAAUCGAUUAUCUACUUGACCUUGUCUACCCUCUUAUAAGCGGAAGUGCGAAAAUGCAGGCUCAUUGUCCUGAAAUACAAAGAAUGAUAUGGGAUGUGGCACCGACACUGGCCAAAGGGUUUGAUGUGGACAUUAUCUUCACAAGGACGGAUGGUUUUACGAAGACACCAGAGUGGUUACUUCUUGAUUGCUUGGAUCUCAAUGUUCGACAUGGUUGGGUUGCUACUAGGGAUUUGUUGCCUGGACCCGAAGUAUCAUUGGAAACUCUUAGUCUGGCGGCUUGUGAACCUGAUUUUCCUCAUGCGGAGACGAUCCAGAAGUUUCUAAGGGGAAAUCAACUUACUCCCACCGGCUUGGUUUCCCUACAUGAAGACCUUGUUGAAAACGUUCCAUGCAUUAUGUACUGGCACUAUCAUUACAAUACUAUAGUUAAGGUCAAUGGAGUUGUACAUUCUUUAGUCACCAAUUCAAAUUAUUUAAGAACUAAUGCAUUUUGGCAGACGCUUGAGGUCAAUGGUGGCGGAGUAUAUUUGGACAGCAACUUCACACCAAUUUAUACGGGGCUUGAUGCAGCUCCUUUGGGUUCACUCAAGGAGUUUGUUAAGAUUCCUGGUAAUAGGUUCUCUGCAUUAAGAACCUUAUUUGCUGAUGCUCUAGCCGAAGAGGACCUCAGUGCCAUGGUAUUCAAUACACAAUCCCAGAAGCCAUUAAGACGUGUCGGAAGCCCUCCAGUUGAUGUUGGCUACACACUGAAGGUCUGCUGGGAGGAACUUGUCACAAUAAGUAGCGCGGAUUUCUGCAUGAGCUCCAUCAACAACUAUAGUUGGAGUGAGAAGUUUGACAUAGUUGUCAUUGAUGGAGCUCAUGCAGAAAUCCGCGCUACUUAUUGUGACAAAAUAGAAGGGUUUGGUCUCCCAACAUUCUUCAACCGGUUGAUCGAUAACUUGUCAAACCCUCCCAGACCUUCAGUGUGUAGCCAACAUCAACUGGAGGGCUUCCGACAUCGUCUUAAUGGCUUCUGGGAUUGUGUAUUGAAUACCAUGGCACUGAGGUCCUCUUCGGCUAGAGCUGGAUUAUUUACAGGAAUUCAUAAGAUACGGCGCUUCGCCCCAGAGGAAGUGAGACGUGCUUUGAGAGGUGUAUUAUCGAGUACAUAUCCACCUCAGAUUACAUCUGAUUGGAGAGAUUCAAUUGCUGAAAGAGGACAUCCAGUCCUCAAAAAGGUUUUACGGUACAUUCCUGGUGAUUCAGAUCAAAACAACAAAAAGGCUAUGGAGGGUGAAGAUCCGGAUAGGAAGUUUGGGCUUUAUGAACCUGAUGUUGGCAGCUUGUCUGUUUUUCCAAGACAAGUAAAUGAACAUGGAAAGUCUAAGGUGGAUCCAGGAUUGGAAUUGCAACCAGAGGAGAAAGAAAAUUUUCACAAACUUUCAGAGUUGGACUUUCUGACCUCCCAUUACCUCGAAGACAGUCUUCCAGAUUCUAAGUUAGGAUUAGUUAGCCUCUUCACUUCUGCUUGCUGCAUCUGCUUGGCUCAGUCACUCGUCCGCUGUUUGAAUCCUGAGAAAACUGCCUGCGCCAGGCAGCAUCAUCUGGCAUCUGAUUGUGCUUGCUUGAUACUGCCUGUACAGGCAGUUCUCAAGGCAUCAACCAGACAAGCCCUAACUGAUGCUGGCUGCUGCAGCUGCAGCACUAGCUACAGUUGGAAGAGGUGCUGGAGGAUUACAUCCGACGAGAAGUCCUUGGUCGUGGAACCUGGAGCAUCCGCCACCGUGUUUUUGGCUGGAACCUCCUCUGCCGCCGUGUCCGCUGCCGUAUUUUCGGACAACCUGGUCGUGGUCGUGUCCAGGAUUUUGGAUACCGUGGCCGUGCUCGUGGUUUUGGACCCCGUGGCCGUGGCCGUGGUUUCCGACGUGGUUAGACAUGUUAUUUAGCAUUGUUAGUACGAGAUAUGGAGUGUGAUCAUCCGCAUAUAUAUUCAUAUAUUCAGUGUAUGUAUGUGACGGGCGAACUGUGAUCACUGGGACCGGUGAACUAUCCUGACCCUAGUAUAAAUUCUCCUCGUGCAUGAAUUCCCGAUCGCUGAAAGUCUGUAAAAUCUGUCCUGUUCAGAUUUCGUAUGCCCUUUUUGUUCACCAUUAGUCACGUUAGCAGAAACUAAGAAAUUGACGGGCCAUGAUUUAAAUCGAUUGAAAGUAUAUAUGAAAAGUUGUACUGUUCAGAUUUCUUAUUAUUCUGUUUGUUGAACAUCUAGAUUAUUAUUAGCUGCUGUGGUUUAUUGGUGGUUAAUUGGUAUUAUAAGCCGGGGGAAAUAAGCUCUGGA